CCAGUGGUGCUGCGCUGAAUGCAGCUGCGCGCGCCCGCCCAGUGAGCCCGCGAUCUGAGCCAGGCGGGGGCGGCCCGACCUUUCCCGCCCAGCUUGGGUCAGAGGAAGCCGAAAGCGACCUCAGCAAGGUGAGGCGCCCAAGGCUGCAGAAGACCGAGCAGAACUUUGCAGAGUUCGGGAUGUGCUGGGCUAGGUCGCUGAGGACUUGACUCGCCUCCUCCCACCUUCCCUCCACCUUCUCCCGCCCCUCCGCCAUCCAGGGGGUUCGUUCCGGGUCUCCAGCUAUCAGCUCCAGGUGUCGUGUUUGAGGGUAGCGACCCCGAUUUCUGUUUGCAUGCACAGCCAGCAGCCCUAGCGCCAGAACCUAAAGCUGGAUAUCUUUUGACUGGGCUACCAGCCCGGGUCUCAAAGUUUUGAGAGCGGGCCGCUGAGCUCAGGCCCCAGCGAGGCCCCGAGCGCCAUGGCCGACCCGCAGGCUGGGUCGGCGCCCGGGGACUGGGAGAUCGAUGUCGAGAGCCUGGAGCUGGAAGGGGACGGCUGCCAGGCGCCGCGGUCAACGCCCCCCGGGGUCAGCCCGCCGCCGCCGGCGGACGGGGACGGAGAGGACGACGAGGAUGACGACGAGGAGGACGAAGACGCGGAGGAAGAGGGCGACGGCGAGGAGGCGGGAGCGCCCCCGGGAAUGCCCGGCCCACCGGAGCCGCAGCGGGGACUGCAGCCGAGGCCUCCGCUCGCGCCUCAGGCCCCGCCCGCGGGCACCGGGCCCCCAGAGCGCGGCACUCCUGCGGGCAGCGGCGCGGAGCCGCGCAAGCUGAGUCGCACGCCCAAGUGCGCGCGCUGCCGCAACCACGGCGUGGUGUCCUGCCUGAAGGGCCACAAGCGCUUCUGCCGCUGGCGCGACUGCCAGUGCGCCAACUGCCUGCUGGUCGUGGAGCGGCAGCGCGUCAUGGCCGCCCAGGUGGCGCUCCGGAGGCAGCAGGCCACCGAGGACAAGAAGGGGCUUUCUGGGAAACAGAAUAAUUUCGAGCGCAAAGCUGUGUACCAGAGGCAAGUCAGAGCCCCCAGUUUGCUGGCCAAAAGCAUUUUAGAAGUUCCCCUUGGAUUAUUCUACAGCUAUUACAGUGUGUACAUAAUGAACCAUCUUUAGAAAAUAAAAGUGACAUCAGCUCUAGGCUAUCGCCCCAUUCCAGCAGAGACUUAUGUAGGAGGGACCUUUCCUCUACCUCCCCCAGUUAGUGACAGGAUGAGGAAAAGAAGAGCCUUUGCUGAUAAAGAGUUGGAGAACAUUAUGCUGGAGAGAGAAUAUAAAGAAAGGGAGAUGUUGGAAACGUCUCAAGCUGCUGCCCUGUUCCUGCCCAACCACAUGGUGCCUGGACCUGACUACAACUCCUUCAAAAGUGCCUAUAGCCCCAGCCCAGUGGAACCACCAAGCAAAGACUUCUGUAAUUUUUUGCCCACCUGCCUUGAUUUAACCAUGCAGUAUUCAGGGUCUGGGAAUAUGGAACUAAUUUCUUCUAAUGUCAGCGUGGCCACGACUUACAGACAGUAUCCCUUGUCCUCGAGAUUUUUAGUUUGGCCCAAGUGUGGUCCCAUUAGUGACACCCUCCUCUACCAGCAAUGCCUGCUAAAUGCCACCACCUCAGUUCAAGCCCUGAAGCCUGGGGUCAGCUGGGACUUGAAGGGGCCACGAGUCCAGGAUGGACUUAGUGCAGAGCACGACAUGAUGCCGUCCAAAUUGGAAGGCUCCCUGGUGCUGCCUCACACUCCUGAGAUCCAGACCACGAGAAGUGACCUUCAGGGUCAUCAGGCUGUCCCAGAGAGGUCCGCGUUCUCCCCACCCCAACGGAAUUUCUCUCCUGUUGUUGACACGGACUCCCUGGCAGCUCAAGGGCACGUCUUAACGAAGAUCAGCAAAGAAAACACCAGGCACCCUAUGCCACUUAGACAUAAUCCAUUCCACUCAUUAUUCCAGCAAACGCGUAAUGACAAAUCGGGUCCUGAGUUGAAAAUACCAUUUGUCAAAGAGGCCUUUGAAGAGACCCCUAAGAAACACAGAGAGUGUUUAGUUAAGGAGAACCAGAAGUACACAUUUACAAUAGACAGAUGCGCAAAAGACCUUUUUGUAGCCAAACAAGUUGGAACAAAACUCUCGGUGAAUGAACCACUGUCAUUUUCUGUUGAGUCUAUUCUUAAGAGGCCUUCAUCUGCCAUCACUCGUGUUUCUCAGUGAAAGGCUGCUUAAACAGAAAGCUGGAUUUUCUGCAGUCUCAGAGUGUUCUUGCCAUUCACUAUUUUUUUUCAAAGUUAAGAUGUUUGUGUAAAGAAAUUUCUAAUGUAAAGAUGAUUUUGAAAAAUUUUAUAUAUUCAUAAUAUGCAUGUACUUUUUCUUAUCACAUAUAUUUAAACUUACGGAUGGAAAUUGCCCAAUGUGCAAAUUGUUAAGUACCAUGCUUUACACAACAUUUCAAAAAGCAAUAAAAUUGACACCGUCUUCUAAAUGA
Cebus imitator (Panamanian white-faced capuchin) is the source of this 2501-nucleotide messenger RNA. RefSeq names its product doublesex and mab-3 related transcription factor 2 (gene DMRT2). Bases 461 to 1147 code for a protein of 228 amino acids. Lineage: Eukaryota; Metazoa; Chordata; Mammalia; Primates; Cebidae. The transcript is spliced from 5 exons. Gene Ontology annotation, cellular component: nucleus. Gene Ontology annotation, molecular function: DNA-binding transcription factor activity, RNA polymerase II-specific; RNA polymerase II cis-regulatory region sequence-specific DNA binding. The record is from RefSeq and is a predicted model, not a curated record. Gene Ontology annotation, biological process: sex differentiation; regulation of transcription by RNA polymerase II.